GGCAUAAAUUUUCUCUUACUUAGUUAUCAGUUACGAUUUACGAAUAUCUUUUUAUGUUUUUAUUUCUUUAUAAAGCUUGUUGACAGCAGAUUUAUCCUGAGCAAAACAUCUCCUGGCUACCGAUUUCUGGUUUGAAGCCCCCUUUCCUGCUUCAACGAGCUGAGUUUUGUUUUUAGGAUAUCAUCUUGCUUUGAUUUGCUCGGGUGCCUUUUCAUCACUUGUAGUAUAGUUGAAUUCCAUGCUGUUGUUAAUUCCCAACCUAUCUUGAGUGCACCCCAGGUGUUUGAUCAAAUGCGCAGCUGAUCACCUCAAGAAAAUGGCUGCUCUACCAUUUGCUCCACCCGUUUCUCCUCUAUGGCAGCUCGAUACACCUUCUUCUGUUUCCCUUGGAUCCCAUUUUCUGCCUAAACUUGGACUUAGUGUGAGAAGGAAGAAGAGAUGCAUCAAAAACCCUGUUGUUGCCACCACAUGCUCUGCAUCUCCACACAAAAUAAUCCGUGAUCCCAGGUUAGACAAGCAUGUGGUGAAGCAGAACAAGCUGCGGUUUGUUCAAAAGCUCAAGACUCUUCUUCUUUCCAAGCCCAAGCACUUCAUGCCUAUUCAAGUUCUCUACAAAUGCCGAGCAUACUUGUCUCUACCCACCCCCCGCUCCGUCCUAGCCAUGAUCGGCCGUUAUCCCACUAUCUUCGAGCUCUUCUCUAUCCCUACUCCUGCUACUCCGUUCCACGCUGCCGGCCCUCUCUCUCAGCUUUGUGUCCGUCUCACCCCGCCUGCUGCAGCUCUUGCCAAAAAGGAGUCUGCUCUUAAGAAAUCCAUGGCUAUUUCUCUGGCAGCUAAACUCCAAAAGCUGUUAAUGCUCGCCUCCCCGUAUCACAGGCUAUUGUUAAAAAAGCUCGUGCAUUUAGCUCCCGACUUAGGCCUUCCUGUCAACUUCCGUUCCCGCCUCUGCAAUGACUAUCCGGAAAAGUUUAAAGUUGUGGAAACUUCUUAUGGGCGCGCUCUUGAGCUUGUCUCGUGGGACAACAGUUUGGCCAAGGCUUUGCCAUGGCGUGAUGUGGACGAGUCUCUGGGGCUGAUAGUUGACAGGCCGUUGAAAUUCAAACACCUGAGACUACGGAAAGGGCUGAAUAUUAAGAGGUGGCAUCAUGAGUAUCUGAUAAAGUUUAAGGAAUUCCCGGAUGUGUGCCCCUACACUAGUAAUCCGGAAGAGUUGGUGAAAGAGUCGAUGAGGGCGGAGAAGAGAGCUUGUGGCGUGGUGAGGGAGGUGUUGGGGAUGACUGUGGAGAAGAGGACAUUGGUGGACCAUUUGACACAUUUUAGGAAGGAGUUUGGGUUGUCGAACAAGCUGAGAGGAAUGUUGGUGAGGCACCCAGAGUUGUUUUACAUAAGCUUGAAGGGGCAGAGAGACUCUGUGUUUUUGGUGGAGGGGUAUAGCGAUAAGGGGAGACUGCUGGAGAAGGAUGACACAAUGGUUAUAAAGGAUGAGAUGAUGAAACUGGUGUUACAAGGAAAGAGGUUACGGAGGGAGGGGAGGAAGGAGCUCACGAGCAGCAACUUUGACACCCAAACUUUGGAUAAUCAAGUGUAUGAUGACGAAGAUGAUGAUGAGUAUUAUGAUGGAUUAGAUGAUCUGUUCCAGGUAGAAGAUGAUUUUAGUUCUGAUGAUGAUGAUGACGAUGACGAUGAAAGUAAAGGGCAUCAAGAGGAAGGGGAGUUUUGGAGGGCUGAGGGAACUCCAUUGCUACAAAACCAUAAUGAUUGUGGCUCAGAUCCCUGGUAGUGUCAAUAAAACUUGUAAGUUUUUCUGGUUAUGUGUUGGCUCAUUGUGAUAUUUAAAAUACCUUUCUACAUUUAUAUAGAGUAAGUUGAAAAGAA
Salvia miltiorrhiza (redroot sage) is the source of this 1875-nucleotide messenger RNA. Its product is annotated as protein WHAT'S THIS FACTOR 1, chloroplastic-like. The transcript has a single exon. Gene Ontology annotation, molecular function: RNA binding. The coding region runs from base 317 to 1780 and encodes 487 amino acids. NCBI's taxonomy places the organism in Eukaryota, Viridiplantae, Streptophyta, Magnoliopsida, Lamiales, Lamiaceae. The record is from RefSeq and is a predicted model, not a curated record.